CGUCGUCCGAGGUCAUUCAUUCGUUGUUUAUCAGGUGUGUGCUCUUUAUUUCUGUACAAAAAAAUGAAUAAUUUGGGCUUAAAUCCAAAGCCCUAAAAAGUUUCCACAAAUCCCUGAGGCAAUCAGGAAAAUCCUAAUGCAUGAAGUAGAUGGUUGUCUUAUGCUCUGACAAUGGCUUCUAAAACCCUAAUGAUCAAGGCUCACAAAAAGCAGCUUAGCCACAUGUUCUAUCACCGGGGGCUCUUUUCCUCUGCUAAGGAUGUUUGCUUUCUGGUGGUUUUCUUGUCUGCUGUUUUCAUUCUGGCCGUAUGCGAGCCUUGUGCAGUAAAAGAAGUGCAAAAUCAGUGCAAAUUCGAGGGGUGCCGAAAUUUUGACUCUCAAGGUGUGGCUGAUGGUUAUGUAGGUUCAGCAUCAGUGUUAAGAAAUCCAGUUAGGCAACAUUAUUCACAGAAUUUAUGUCAUCCUUCCGAUUUAUUUUGUUUCCCAUCAACACUGUCUGUGUUUGAAGAUGACGAAAUUGGUGCUGAAUUGGAGGAAUUAGAUGCAUCUGAGCUUCAAUCUGAAGGUUUUUCAUCUGUGUUAAAGGGGAAACGUAAUCUGAAUGAGUUACCUUACCAAGGCAACUUUAGGUUCUUGUGUGGGAGAAAAGUUUCUUGUUAUUCAUACCAAGAAGAUGGUUUUCCUGAGUUAUCAUCUGGUGAAUCCAUCUCAAGAAAUGGCCUAAGGACUGAUGUUUCUUCUUGUGUUAACCCUCUAUUGGACAAAACGAUUGAUACCAAUGGGUCUUCAUUUAGCUUCGAAGAUGGCUUGUCCACACCACCUGUGGAAAUAAACCCUUCGGUGCUUAAUUGGGGGCAUAGGAAUAUGUACCAUUCCUCCUUAGCCUAUUUAAAUGUGACGAAUUUAGAUAAAAAUAAUGUUUUGAGAAUCUAUGAUCCUUCUAGUAGUGACCCCCAAUUUUAUCCAUGCGAUUCGAGUGAUUUAUUGUUGGCUCCAGGGGAAAAUGCAUCGAUAUGUUUCGUUUUUCUCCCCACACGUCUGGGAUUAGCCUCAGCAAAACUAAUCAUACAGACGAGUUUAGGUGGGUUUUUGAUUCAGGGGAAAGGCUUUUCUGUAGAGUCCCCUUAUCAGAUACAUUCUGAGGGUAGUCUCGACAUUUCCCCUGGUAGUCGGCGGAGAAAGAGUUUAUCUUUGUUCAACUCUCUUGAUGAAACACUUCAUGUGGAGGAGUUAACUGCUUGGAUAUCCAUUUCAUCAGGAAAUAAUAAUACCUCUCGAUUGUCAAAAUCUAUUUGCCGUGCUCAUCACAGAGAUUAUUCGAGUGACUAUAAUGUCUUGAAUGCUAAAGACUGGUUGGCUGUAGAAAGAGGUGGUGGAGAUGGUAAACCAUUAAUUGCAUUGAGGCCUCGUGAAAAUUGGGUGAUUGGUCCUAAAAAAACAGAGACUUUUGUGGAAUUAGAUAUUUCUGGCCAUUUUUUUGAAGGGAAAAUUGUUGGGGCUCUCUGUAUGAAGCUGCUGAGGACUCCAAACAGUGAGAUUGAAACUGUAGUGGUACCUCUUGAGGUAGAAAUGAGUCUCGAAAAGACUGCUUUAAAAACUACAGGUCUUGUUUCAUUAUCUCUUGAGACCUUAGCUCCAUGCAAAUGCAAUACUAGCAAGUCAGCUCGUGUUGCCUUGUCUCUUAGAAAUGAUGCCCCGUAUUCAUUGAGGCUUACCAAGGUGAAUCAAGAUGGGGAGAGUAAAGCAAGUUUCGAAAUUAAAUCUCUUGAAGGAAUUAUUCUCUUCCCCAACGCCACCACACAAGUUGCUUUUGUUCAUUAUGCUAAUAUGGAAACUCGUGAAGUUGACCCAAGCUGCAAAAUAACUGUACUGGUCAAUGACACGAGUUUUUCUCGGAUGGAAAUCCCGUGCAGCGAUGUGAUUGGUGUUUGUUCUGGGUGUCUGUUAGAAUCGUCUGUUGGAUAUACUCAGAGGAUUAAUGUUGAUUAUGUUAAUGGCGGGGAGAGAUUCUUCAGCAGUGGGUUGUUGCCGCAUUCUAGUGUCAAGGUAGAGAACACCAGAGAAUCAGAUGAACUGAUACUGAAGAACUGGAAAUCUCAAUCUACCGUGAGCUCACUCUCUAUUCUCGAUAAGAAAGACAUACUCUUUCCAGUGGUUCUGGUCGGAAAUUAUUCUUCUCAAUGGAUAACCGUAAAAAACCCGACCCAAAAACCAAUCGUGAUGCAGCUCAUUCUAAACUCUGUGGAAGUCAUCAACAAUUGCAGAAUACCCGAGAUACUUCUACAGCCAUCUUCUUCCAAUACUUUGGUGGGUAAUAAUAAUACUAUUGGCCCUACAAAGUACGGUUUUUCGAUAGCCAAAGAUUCAUCGACUGAAGCUUUUAUUCAUCCGUACGGUGUUGCUACUCUUGGCCCCAUCAUUUUUCAACCUUCCAAUAGAUGUGAAUGGAAAAGCUCGGCUCUAAUUCGAAAUAAUCUCUCUGGUGUAGAGUGGUUAUCUCUGCAAGCCUUUGGAGGCUCUCUUUCGUUAGUACUCCAUGAAGGGCAUGAUUAUCCCGUGCAGAGUUUAGAAUUUAAGUCGAAUUUGUCGAGUAAGCUGAAUUUUUCUUUUCCAGAGACGUUAAAAACUUCUUAUUGUUCACAGUCCAUGACAAAAGAGGUAUUUGCCAAGAAUACGGGAGAUAUUCCUCUCGAAGUUGUUCGAAUCAAAGUCUCGGGAGCAGAAUGUGGAUUGGAUGGGUUUGUUGUACAUAAUUGUGCUGGCUUUUCUCUUCAACCUGGCGAACAAGCAAAGCUUCACAUAUCUUACAGUUCUGAUUUCACUUCAGCAACAGUAAAAAGAGAUCUUGAACUGGUGUCGACAGCUGGCAUCUUAGUGGUACCUAUGGAAGCAAGUAUUGUACCCACAUGCUCGAUCGAUUUCUGUCGAAGAUCGAUAUUUUGGAUGCGGGUCAAGAAAGCCAUUGUCGUGUUGAUUUUCGCGGCUUCUUUAAUAUAUUUCAUAGUUUCGCUAUUAUUUCCCCACAUGAAUAAUAAUACGGCUUCUGCAAAGUGGAAUUCAUUGAAUGUAAGUCAUAAUUGGAAAAUCGCGAAAUCAGUUUCCAGUGAAGAGGCAUUGCUCUUGGAAUGUUGUGAUCCAUCUUCUGAGAUUUCGAGUCCUUCAUCGGUUUUGAAUUUGGAUACAGAGCACAAAAUAAUCGAGCCGUGUGGUGAUCUGAGGGUUAGAGUUGGAAAGGAGAAAGGAAAAAGAUCACGGAGGAAAAAGAAAAGCUCGGGUUUAGCUGUACUACUUUCCGAAGCCUCGAGCAGUCAAAGUGGCAAUUCUACCCCUUCAUCUCCUUUGUCACCAACAGGCGCAUGCACAUCAACACCGAAAAGAAAAGGCGAAAACCCGGUUAUCGAGGCUAAAAACCCGUUUUCUCAGAGAAGUAAAGGCCCUGAAAAUUUGUCUAAGGUCAAUAAGCUUGUGGAUAAUACUGAAGUUUCUUCAAAAUCCAAACUUGACAAAGAUUUCGCGCAUGAGAAGUCGGUUUUGACGAGGAAAGUGGCUAGCAAAGCAGCUGUUGUACCUUCUGCAGCUGUUGUUGUACCUUCUGCAACUGUUGUUGUACCUUCUGCAGCUUCUUCGAACUCCCCAAUUGCUCCUCACUCUCGGGCUCCAGGGGCAAAACUGCAAAGCCGGAAAAAAGUUGAAUGUGAGGAAGAACAGAAUUAUACUUAUGAUAUAUGGGGGAAUCAUCUGUUUGGGCAUCAUUUGGCUUACCAGUCGAGAGAAGUAUCGAGUAAACCUUCUUCUUCGUCUUCAGCUGAAAAUGAUUCUGAUAGCUUCUUUGUAAGGGGCCCACAAACCCUCAUUAUGAACAACACUCUGCUGCAAUCUGUGAUUUCUGAUUUGAAGGGUAAUGAAUAAUUAAUUAAGUACUACUCGAUAAAAUUUCUGUGCAGUUUUUUUUUUUUCAGAGUUUGGUUUUGUAUAUAGUUGUUGAUAAAAAUGACAUAAUAAAAAACAGAGAUCACUGGUUUAAGACCACUAAACUUAAACACUAAUGCCAGGAGUCAUAAUUAAUCCUAUAUUCCAGUUAUGAUUCAUAAUUAAUUAUGUCCACUAAGGCUUCUACUCAACCAUGCUAAAUUGUAUUUUAUAGAAGCCUUUGGCUUAUUUUUACUGUACUCUUCAAAUGAAAAGCUGGAAUGAUCUUAGGCUUGUGGGUUUUGGUCUACAACUAAUUCAGAUAUUCCAAAAAUGAAGUUGAGCUGAUGCAAAUUUAUGAUUUCUG
Striga asiatica is the source of this 4276-nucleotide messenger RNA. Lineage: Eukaryota; Viridiplantae; Streptophyta; Magnoliopsida; Lamiales; Orobanchaceae. The record is from the annotation of a GenBank genome assembly.